CGGCCACAGUCAGUUGUCGGUGGACCUCUUUGUGUUGUUGUUGUUGUUGUUUGUUAUUCAGCUUACACCGUGUUGAAUGUGAGUGAGGUUGAACCGCGUCCGCGACUUUGUGACUCUCCGUGUGGGUGGGCGAUCAGGUGGCGGACCUGGGGACCGCGACGAGUGGUGCAGUGCAGGGGAGAGGAGGGUACCCACCCGGGGCCGGACAGGGGUACCCGUCGUGCGCUCGAGGGCCGCGAGGGGACGGCCGGGCCCGGCGACGAGCCGAGCGCGGAGCGUGGAGCUCAGCCGGGCCACGCAGCGGGCGCGGCGCCCUGCCGAGCCGAGCCGGCCAGCUGCGCGUCCCGCGGGCGGCUAGGCGGCUGCGGGCUGCGGCCCAGGAUGUAGAGGCAGCUGGCCGCGAGCCGCGCCGUGCUGUCUGCCAGCCCCGUCUGUCUGCCGCGCCCGCUGCUGCCAGCGCAGCGCCGCGCCGCUCCGCGUGUGUGUGCCGUGUGGUGGUGUGCCCCUGCUGCCUGCUGCCAGCGCCAGUAGUGCCCAGCCAGUCAGAGGUCUCGAGCGUCGUGUGCCGAUGUGUUGCGUCAGAGCGCGCCCCGUGAGAGGCGCGCCGCGCCGCGCCGUGGGUGCUGCUGCUGCUGCUCCCAACUUGAGCCGCGCUUAAGCGGCGCUUAAGCGGCGCUUAAGCGGCGCUUAAUCCCCCGAGCGCGGCCUUUCAGUGGGCUGCCCAAAGGACAUGGAUACCUCUUCCAGGAUGAACAGCUUCGAGGAGCCUGUGCAGCUCGCUAGGGACCUCGGCCUGGGAUCCGCGGACGAUGAUGCCAUCUACCAGGCUGCGCGCGACGCGGUUGCCUCCCUGUUCGGUAUGCCGCCCAACAAAUGCCAGGGCGACCUGCAGUCGCCCGACUACCGCUCGCUCAGCCGCCUCGAGACCAAGAGGGUGCGGCAGAACAGCGAGGCGUGGACCAAGUCCCUGCGGCGGCUGCCGCCGGGGUCGCAGGCCAGCAGGCCCGACACGCUGCUCCUCGCCUCCAACGGCGCCCCCAACGGCGCCCCCAACGGCGCCCCCAACGGCGCCCCCUACGGCGCCCCCAACGGCGCCCCCUACGGCGCCCCCUACGGCGCCCCCUACGGCGUGCAAGCCUCGCGCCGCCGUCCCUCCUCGCCGCCCAGCCCCUCGGACGAGAGCAACCCCUCACCGGGCCUCGGCGGGGACCUCACGACCCACCACGGCGGCUCCAGCGGCAGCCUGACGGGAUCCUCGUUGCGUCUCGACGACCUCCGGGAGAGCGAGCUGCAGCUCAGACGCAAAAAGGCGUUCAUCGAGCGGGUGAUCGAGCAGCACGAGCACCUCUCGGAGCAAAAGAGGCACAACGAUAUCAUGCAGCUCUGCGAGCGGCUCCAAGAGACCGAGCUGGCGGCGACCAGCAGCGCCAAACCUCAUCAUCACAAGAGUUCCAGGAUCAAGACGAACGGCUCCCUGCCGCGCGACCGGUGCGCCGCCGACUUCUCGCCCACCUUCCCGGCCAAGGCCGCGUCCAGCUCGUCGGACGAUGUCCGUCUCGUGGGCGGGGGUUGUUCGAGGAGCAGCAACGGGCGCCAGCAGGACAACGGCUGCUGCGGAGACAGCCCGCCCCUCUCCGCCCCGGGCAGCCCGCGCCGGGGCAUCCGCACGGUGCUCUCCCCCAAGGAGACCUUCAGCUUCCCCCAGGAGAUCACCAGCGAGGUGAUCGAGAGCCGGCUCGACCUCCCGGAGACGCUGCGGCCGGCGCAGUCGGGUCACCACACGCCCAAGGCCGCGAAGCACAACGGCAAGGACCCCAAGGGCAAGGCCAGGACGGGGCCGCUCGUCACGUCCACGCCAAGAGAGCGAGGCGGCCCCAGGUUCAUCUUCCCGUUGGAGGAGGGCGCGGCCAGGGCGCCGCCGAUGGCGACAGCCUCUCCCGGGGCCUCGUCGCCCAGGGGGUCGCCGUCGUCGCCCCGGCGGGGCUCGGCGUCGUCACCCUGCUCAGACGACAAGGUGAUGGCGCUCAGCCUGGAGCUCGAGUUCGUGCAGAAGGAGCGCCUCAAGAUCAUGUCGGCCAUGACGGUGCUCAAGGCGCACCUCGCGGACAUCGAGGCCCAGCGGGAGGAGGCGGAGCGCGACGCGUCCAUGGAGCAGGCCUUCAUCCGCGCCGAGCUCCAGUCCAAGGCGGACAAGGCCCGCGCGCAGAAGGCCAGGAUCGCGGCGCUGCAGGAGCGCGCCGACAAGUGCCAGCGCGAGGUGGACUCGUGGCAGGAGAACCGCCACCGCCAGCAGCGCGUCUUCUGCAUGUCGCUGCAGCACGCCGAGGAGGUCCUGGAGCGGCUGCGCCUGGAGCGCGACAGGGCCGCCGACGAGGACGCCCGCGCCGAGCUGCGCGACCGGCUGCUGCAGCAGGCCGACGUGGUCGAGUCGGAGAAGAAGCUGUACGAGGACCUCGAGUUCAAGUACCUCGAGGAGGAGUCGGUGUGGCUGGCGCGGCGCGAGGAGCUCAGCAAGGAGCUGGCCGAGGCGAUCAAGAAGCACGACGAGUACGAGGCGCAGGUCGCCCAGCUCGAGUCGUGGGCCAGCGCGCCCGCGCCCGCCGAGCUCAACGGCAGCCUGGAGCACUACGCCGAGCAGAGGCAGGCCUACCAGCAGCGCCUGGAGGAGGGUCAGGCCCAGCUUGACGUCCUGGACGGGCGCGUCGGGGAGCUCGUCGGCCAGGGCGCCGGCCACCUGGGCUCCACGGCGAGCCAGAGCGACGGCGCGCUG
Frankliniella occidentalis (western flower thrips) is the source of this 2770-nucleotide messenger RNA. RefSeq lists its product as uncharacterized. NCBI's taxonomy places the organism in Eukaryota, Metazoa, Arthropoda, Insecta, Thysanoptera, Thripidae. The record is from RefSeq and is a predicted model, not a curated record.